UCUCUGUAAAUUUGAUGAUCACUAUCCAAAAAUAGGAUCACCAAAGCCUAUGAUUUAUGUUCUAUCAACAACCCUUUUCGUAUUUCCACGUGUGUGUGAGAGAGAGAGCGAGAGAUAAGCUCUGUUUGACCUAUACAGCUGGUUUGUCAACAUACUCGUUGAGGGAAGGUUCAAAGGGGCAUACAUUUUUAAGCCCUGGUCAAGUGGUACAUGGGAGUAUGAUGGAUGGGGAUAUUUUUUUUGUUAAUCGCCCUCCGAUUACGCAUAAACAUUCCGUGCAAGCGUUAUCAGUUUAUGUUCACGAGGACCAUACAGUUAAGAUCAACCCUCUUAUAUGUGGGCCUCUAAGUGCUUAUUUUGAUGGGGACUAUGUUCAUUUAUUUUAUCCUCAAUCUCUUGCUGCAAAAGCAGAGGUUUUGGAACUGUUCUCUGUAGAGAAGCAGUUGCUUAGUUCUCAUUUUGGCAACCUCAACUUGCAGCUAGCCAUUGAUGCAUUGUUAUCACUGAAGAUUAUGUUUGAGAAUUAUUUCUUGACAAGACCAGCUGCCCAACAGCUGGCAAUGUUUGUCUCCAAUUCCUUGCCACAUCCAGACUUAUUUAAGGCAAAGAGAUCAGGCCCUCAGUGGACUGCGGUGCAAUUAUUACAGACAGCUCUACCACUUUGUUUCGACUGUUCUGGUGAUAGAUUUUUGGUUAGGAAGAGUGAACUUUUGACCAUUGAUUUUAGUUGGGACGUAAUGCUGUCAAUUGUUAGUGACAUUGUCAGUUCUAUUUUCUCUGAGAAGGGCCCAGAUGAGGUUUUGAAGUUCUUUAACACUUUAGAGCCUUGCCUCAUGGAAAAUUUGUUUUCUCAAGGUUUCGGUGUAGGAUUAGAACGUGUCAAAAAAAAGUGUAGGAUUUGAAGAUUUUUUCAUUGAGAGAGCUGUCUUAGAGGACAUUAAUUGUCGCAUUCAGGAAAUUUCACCCCUGCUUCGUAGCUUGCAUUCGACAUAUAACGAGUUAAUUGAGCUGCAAGUAGAGAAGCACUUACGGCUUCUGAAAUUACCUGUUGCUAAUUUUAUUCUGAGGUCAUCAGCAAUAGGAUAUAUUAUUGACUCCUAGAGUGACUCCUCUAUUACAAAAGUUGUUCAGCUAAUUGCGUGACUGGGGCUUCAAAUUUUGAGUAGGGGGAAAUCUUACCCCAGCCCCCAGGGGCUUAGUUGUGGACAUGGCUUCUCUCUUCCAUAACAAGUAUCCCAUUCAUGCUAACUACCCGUCUGAGGUAUUUGGGUUGGUGAGAAGCUGUCUUUUUCAUGGUGUGGUAUCAAGAGAUGGCUCAUUCUAUCUCUGCCAGAGAAGUAAUUGUCUGUUCAUCCAGAAGGUUGAAAGAACCUGUUCUGGGAUCCUUUAUCUUUUCUUUGUUUUAAAUCAUUGGGUUUACGCAUAACUUCGGUGAUUUUUAAUCCUUUCAAAAUGGCAGCAACCUACCUUUUCUUGUGAUUUCUUUCUAUCUUUUAUCAAAGAAUCAUACAAACGGUUGAUUUCCACGCGAUACAUUUUGUAGUACAUCGUUCAAAAACUUAAUGGCGAUCCUGUUGUUAUCUGCUAUGACGGCACAGUGAGGAAUGUCACAAUACAGGCUCUGAUGAUAAUAUUUCUUCAUUCAAAUCAGGCGUUGAGGUCCGACCUGUUUUGUGGUGGGGCAACCUGGAGGCCCCCAGAGACAUUUUCUCUCUCUUCUCAGGUUGCUGCCAUGACGGAGUCACUUUUCUUGCAUGAUUAUUCAGUAUGCAUUGAUCUGAGCCUUGGUUUCCCUUUCCUCUAACAUUUAUGCAUUGCAAUGGCAACAUAUAAGUAAUUGUAUGUAUGUAUGCAUGUGUUUGUGAAGUGAUAGUGAAUAUGUGGUAGGAAACUUGGGCUAAUCUCGGUUUUGGUUCGCUUUAGGGGUUCCAUUGCGGGAGAGCUAGUUUGAGUUGGAAAAUGUAGUUUCUAUUUUUCUCACUGCAGUACCCUAUCCAUGAAUCUUGCUCACAAGUCACAAGAUCUUCGGAGUUGAGGGUGCGAAAACAACGGACUGGUAAACAAAUCUGAUUUCCAAUCUAUCUUUUUGGAAAGAACCCAUUAUUCCUAGAAAUGCAUCCAAAACUAUGCAUGUGAAAGUUACUCUCUCAUUUCUAUCUCAGUAUUACUCAAAUUGUCAAGGGCUUCGAGUUGUACAUUCUUGGUAUUUUGUGUCAUAUCAAAUAUGUGCCUUCUGUAGUCUUCAUUACCUCGGCUCAGGGCGAGGUCUAGGUGUCGGUUUCAUGUAAUUUCUUGAAAUUAAGAUUGCUAUCUGAAUUUGUUUCUUUGAGUGAUGCCCUUGUACGUAGAUACUCCUUGGCAUGGGUAAUGUCUGAUGACAACCAUGCUCUGAAAUGUGAACAUGAUCGAUCCUACGUUUUUUCCUUUCACCAUCCUCAUGUAUCUCAGCAUCUGACUGAUAUGGUUUGCAACAUUGUGGGACAAGUGACAGGACUAUUUUCAGAAUCCAAAUAUGUUGCUCUUGAUGAGCUUUCUGAAACUCAAAAGGUAUUCUUCUUUGAUCACUUUUGGAUUGUUUUCUUCCCUACUUCCAUUUCUUUCCUAUAUAUUCUUCUCAUUCUCUCCUUAUUCUGGCGGAAGCGGCCUCAUCCUCUAAACAAACUAUUAUGUACUUGGAUGUCACUGGAGUCCACAUGCAGAACUGGUUAGACCCUCCACAUACUUUUGGAUUUGCUGAUUGGGACUCUGAUUGCGUCUAUUUGACCAUUGAGGUUGUGUUCGGAUCAUGGAUCUGUGAUGGGUUCUGCGACUGCUGUACUUUUUUUUGAACGGAAGAAACUUCUUGAAUGCUACUUGGGAUCAAGGAUUUGUAUGGAGAUUUAUGAAGGGAAAGAAAAUGUAAAGCAAAAAUAUGAAGAUAAGGAAGUGAGAAACUAAGUGUGUUUCUUUGGUUCAUGUCCAGGUUUCUCCAAUAUUAUUCAGGUAAAUGCUAUCCAAAUAGAAUAUAUGAGCAGAAUGAUGUGGCAUUGGGAUAGCCAAGUCAUCAAUUAAAAAAAGACAGGAUUUUGCUUGUUAAAUGAGGGGAAAUGAUUUACUGAUCAUUUUGUAUUCCGAAAAGAAGAAAUGAUUAAUAGGCAUCCUGCCAAUUCUGUUAGUAGAAGUUUAUCUGCAACCCAUUGUUCAUCUGCAAUCUAUUGAUCUCAUUUUUCUCUGACGACAUCGUCUCUACGGUCUUGUCCAUUGUCAAACCAGGCUGCUCUUUCAUACAAGCAACCCUGGUCAUUGAGAUGGAUAGGAUCUUCAAGUGGAUUGGUUUCGUGGUCCUCCGUCGUUUGGUUUCUAAUGUUUUUUUGCCAUUACUUUGAAGAACCAAAGGUUGCUCCAGUACUGAUCAUAAACAAAGAAGGCUUUUUCAAAAGAUGCCUUGGAUUUCUAAUUGAUGCUUGUUUGUUUUUGGUAUAUUUGGUUUGGUUUAUUCUGUUUUAAGCUCAAGCAUGUUUUCUCUUAAAUUUUUCGUACCAAGCAAAGCAUGAAUCGUAUGGUUGAACUAUUUUAGUUGUGUUCCUUUUAAAUUUCAAUUCCUAUUUGACACGUAAAACAGUUUCUAAAGUCCAUCUCUGACAGAAGAAAGUUCAUUACAGGUUAAUCUAGUUAUUUCCUCCAUCUGUAGAGGUAGCCAAUCAUAGCGCUGAGUUACCUUCUUGCAUCACGUACAAGUACAUUUUCAGUUGCAAUUGAAUACGAUGACAGGCAUACGUAGGUCGUGGAGCUAACUACUCCAUCUGUAGAGGUGCUUUAAGCGACUCUUUGGACAUCAAUGGACCACAGAUGUUAAUUAAAGCACAUAAAUUAACAAGUGUAUGUCCCUUUUUUAUUAUUCUGCAAUUUUGAAUGGCCUACUGCGACAACUUAGUUUUUUUCUCUUUGCUUUUCAUGAACAGACAUUGAAGGUGGAGGAAAUGAUCUGUUUGGUUUGAAAAAGCUCUUCGUUUUGUUGGCCGCUUGCUAAGCUUUUCUUUUUACUGAGCAAAAUGGGUAAAGAGAGGGCAAUCAGUGCUUCAGAAACCAGAAACACUCCUGGCUUAACUGCAGGAGCCCUUACCCGCUAAAGAGCCGGAAAAUAAUGGCCUAGACGGACGCGACAAUGGCAGGUACCACUGAGACUGAUCUGUGGGCCUUCCUUCAUGAAAUAAAACCCACUGGUUUCUAAAGCUCUUCUGUUCUUUUGAUGAUGCAUGAGAUUUUUGGAGUUUCAGGAUCUUUUAGGCAUCCGAGAUACCAGUUGUUAAAUUGAUACUGUCUGUUGAAACAUUGGGAUAAUUACAUUAUGAACACUGCAUUCCAGAUGAUUUAUAUACGUUUGACUACUGCAGUCCAUCUCUUGUUGAACAGAAUGAUGUUAAAGCUACUGAUUUAUUUUGGAAGAUACUGAUUUCAGUGA
This is a messenger RNA of Rhododendron vialii, 4441 nucleotides long. Its product is annotated as DNA-directed RNA polymerase V subunit 1-like. Lineage: Eukaryota; Viridiplantae; Streptophyta; Magnoliopsida; Ericales; Ericaceae. The record is from RefSeq and is a predicted model, not a curated record. Gene Ontology annotation, biological process: DNA-templated transcription. Bases 57 to 902 code for a protein of 281 amino acids. Gene Ontology annotation, cellular component: RNA polymerase II, core complex. The transcript has 3 exons. Gene Ontology annotation, molecular function: DNA binding.